CAUUUCUGCGUGAACUUCACAGACUCAAUCAGGUAUAUAUUUAAGAUGGUUGAGGGACCAGGAUGUAAGCUGAAAGGAGAGAAUAUGAAGAAGCGGUUGGUGCGGCAACAAGUAGCAUCAGUAGCUGGUAAUGCUCUCAUGAAGGGUGGGAAGAAGGCAGCAGAGACAUCUCCUUUCCUCUGCCUGAAUGGCUCACACUUGACAGAUGUGAAGACAGUUGGGAAGGAACUGUUUGCUUUUUUUGACAAUGGGAAGUGCCUGCGUGUCCACUUCCUCAUGAGUGGCUGGAUCCAAUACAACAAGGAAGGGCAUGAUAAGCAUUUCAAGAAGAGCCAGAUUGAUGUGAAUCCAACCCUUUGCCUUGUCUUCAAUAAGGACACCAUGAAGCUCUAUAAGAGCUCUGUGGAGAUCAGGAACAGUGAAGACUGUGAGAAGAGGUAUCAAGAUUUUCAUCAUUUGGAUAUCUGCAGUGAUACUUUUGAUUCCACUGCUGCAAUUCAACUGAUGACUGCACAGAGCCAUCGCAUGGUUUGUGAUGUUAUCAUGGACCAAGACAUCUUGCCAGGUGUUGGCAACAUCAUCAAGAACGAAAGCUGGCUUCAAAGUACUAAAGUUGGGAUAUCUGAAUGGAAAUGUCCUCAAUGCACCCUCAACAACCUGGACACUCGGAAACAGUGUGCAGCAUGUGGACACCCUAAUAAUGCAGCUAAAAGUGAUGUAAUGGAAGCUGUUGUUCAGAAGAGAGGGACGAGCUCUCACCCCAGAAAAGAAACAAAAGAAGUCAAGUGUGAGAAGCAUAGGAAAGCAUGCCUGAAGAAGACAGUCAGCAAGCAGGGAGACAAUAAAGGCAGACUGUUUUACACUUGCUCAGUGCAAGGGAAGGAUAAGUGCAAUUUCUUCCAGUGGGCUGAUGAGCAUCACCCAGUGUGUAAUCAUGGGAAAAGGAGUGUGGUACGGCAAGUUAUGAAGUGCAAUGCAAAUAAUGGAAGGGAAUUCUACUGCUGCCCUAAUCCCAAAGCCUCUCAAUGUGAAUUUUUUCAAUGGGUGUCAUAA
Darwinula stevensoni is the source of this 1053-nucleotide messenger RNA. The record is from the annotation of a GenBank genome assembly. Lineage: Eukaryota; Metazoa; Arthropoda; Ostracoda; Podocopida; Darwinulidae.